Molecule: messenger RNA, 6668 nt
Organism: Bombyx mori (domestic silkworm)
Lineage: Eukaryota; Metazoa; Arthropoda; Insecta; Lepidoptera; Bombycidae
Product: kielin/chordin-like protein
Exons: 26
Coding region: 307-4713 (1468 amino acids)
Biological process (GO): cell-matrix adhesion
Cellular component (GO): basement membrane; extracellular region
Molecular function (GO): serine-type endopeptidase inhibitor activity
Source: RefSeq, a predicted model, not a curated record
GACCAGUCCACAGUCUGCAACGGGCGCUCGAAUCGUAUACCCGUCGAUCUGGCCUAAUCGAUUUACGGCGCCGAUACUUCGCCGCGAGUGAUACUUUACUUGCCUCUAGUGAUCGUGAAGUGACGCGAAAGUGAUUUGUGAACAAUUGCAAGGAUAUCGGGAGCAAAUCUGGAGCGACACAUUAUCAACGGGAGGUAAACAGCCAUACGGCGCAUUUGGUGGUGAGUGAUUACCGUCACUCAUCAUCAUCUCAGCCAAGAAGCUGCCUACCGCUUCAAAGGCAUAAGAGGCGUGUGUGAUGCAGCGAUGGCAGCGUUCUCGGUGAGGGUGGCGGUGCUCUGCGCAUGCGCAUUGCUCCUGCAAAAUGCAAGCGCUGAGCUGAAAGGGAGAUGUCCAACUGAAGAGAGUUCGUGUCCAGCGCGAGCGGCACCUUGCAGCUCCGAUGAUGAGUGUGGCGAACAAGUGUGCUGCUCAACCAAUUGUGGACGAACUUGUGUCGAUCCGCUGUUUACUGGUUGUGAGAACGUUAAGCUAUCGACGGAGCGGAUUUCCAGAGCUUUGGCUGCGGAGAACGGUCGCGGUGGCAGGGGCUUGAUGCCUUCUCUUCGAACUCCACGUUGCAGGGUCAGCGACGGAGAAUUCGAGGAGAUCCAGUGCGAUAACGAGAUCGUCAGCUCGUGCUGGUGUGUCGAUGCCGCUGGAUUUGAGGUACCCGGUACUAGAGCGCCGGCAGCUGGUCUGGUGAAUUGCACGAGGUCGGCUCCAUGUGCUGCUCACACUUGCCGGAUGCUGUGCCCGCUGGGCUUCGAGCUCGACUCUCGAGGGUGUCCGCUCUGUAAAUGCCGAGAUCCGUGUGCAUCCAUCACUUGUCCUGGGCAAUUGUCUUGCCAGCUUGAGGAAACUCCUUGCUUGAGACCGCCGUGUCCACCAGUGCCUACAUGUAAACGUGGAAGGAGUCUGCAAAAUAUAUGUCCUGUCGGCGAACCCUUAUUAAUCUCAGAAACAAGUCGACCAUUCCUCUGUGGUACUGAUCCGGGAAAACCAAACUGUCCACCUCUGUAUAGAUGUCUUGUCGAAUCAGGAAACGACUACGGAGUUUGUUGCCCAGCAUCUUUAGAGCUGCAAAAGGCCGGCACUUGUCCGGAGCCGGCCACGAAGGAUCUCGACUGUAGCACACCUUGCAGCCACGACUUAGAAUGUCCUUCCAUGCAAAAAUGCUGUGACGGCGGGGAGUGUGGCAGGCACUGCGUCCUUCCGCACAACGUCACUAUGUGCACGCAGCAGAAGAUGCUCGCAGAGCUGUUGGUCGUUAGUGAGAGAGAAGGAAAAGGCUACGUGCCGCAAUGUGCAGCUAAUGGCUCAUUCGAAUCUCGGCAGUGCUCUAGGAACGGAUUAGUUUGUUGGUGCGUUGAUACGGAUGGAAAUAAGCUACGAGGUUCCAUGGGACCAUCAGCUACGGUUCAUUGUUCUCCAACUCCACUGUCAGCCAGGAGUGGUGCUCGUAGCCUCAGCUCUUGCGCACGGUCUCUGUGCGCUGGUAUAUGUGAAUACGGGUACAGGACGGGUCCUGAUGGGUGUCCGUCAUGCGAGUGCGAUGACCCGUGCGCUGGUUUCCCUUGCGCUGACGGAGAAGAGUGCGUACGAGUUAAAGACUCUGAGUGCUCUGGUGAAUUCUGUACUGGAUAUCCUGUAUGUCGUCCAAAAGUAUCGUACGAGAACCCUUGUGAACUCGGAGCUCCUGCUACGGACGACGAUGGCUCUGUGAUCAGAUGUGGAGCCGAUGGAGACUGUCCGUCAUCACACAACUGCAUCCGUACCAGACGUAGUGGAAACGCGCUCUGUUGCCCCGACCCGGCUUAUCUAAACUCAACCGAUGCUGAUCUUAUGGAGAUAAGCUACGAAUCGUGUGGCUCUGAGGCUGAAGCUCUCUGCGGCUUGAACUCCACCAUGAGCUGUCCUGAAGGUGACUGUGACAACGACUUAGUGUGUUGUUCUACAGCGUCCUGUGGACCAGUCUGUGUUGAUCCCGCUAAGAUGCGACUCCAAGCUGAUCGGGUCGAUGACACUCCUACAAUGUGCGAAUACCUGAGAGACUUUGACGAGAAAAUGGAAGGGACAGUGGACGGCAUGAAGCUGGCUCUACCGGCACCAACCUGCCAACAGGACGGCUCCUUCACAUCGCAGCAGUGCGCCAACGGUAGAUGUUGGUGUGUCGAUUCGUUUGGCACUGAGAUACCUGAGACCAGUACCCAUAACGCAUCUGCAGUGGAUUGUGAUAAAGUUCGCGAAGAGCUAUCAUGCUUGGAGUUGACCUGCCGCAUGGGUUGCGACUAUGGCUUCGAGCUCGGAGCCGGUCGUUGUCCGACUUGUAAAUGCCGGGAUCCUUGUUCAGGAGUGACGUGUCCGGCCGGUAGAGCCUGUGCCACAGUCGACGUCGCUUGUGACGCAGAUUAUUGUCCUCCCGUACCUGCAUGUUUGCCAAAGAAAUCCGGUCAGUGUCCAUACUUAGUGCCUCAGAGCGGAGCGUGUGAGUGGUCGUGUCGGAGCGACGCCGAGUGCUCCGGGGGGGAGAGGUGCUGCGCCACCGGAUGUGGGACUGCUUGUACGCAGCCCGUCCACCAGACAGCUUGCCAACAGAGAAGAGCUCUAGCGCUUCAUACGGCCGCUGAAAGCGGAAACCCUCCCGCUUGGGCCUGGGUCCCGCAGUGUACGGAGGACGGUGCUUACCAAGAAGUUCAGUGCAGAAGAUCUGACAAGACAUGCUGGUGUGUCGAUACUGCUGGUAACGAGAUCCCCGGUACAAGAACUAGCAACUCCACACCGACUUGUGCCUCUCCAAUCGAAUGUCCGGAAACGAAUUGCAAUGACAUUACCGCCUGUGCUCAUGGACAAGAGCUGGACCGCAGAGGCUGUCCCACUUGUGAAUGUAGGGACCCCUGCGCCGAAGCCAAGUGCAAACCUGAUGAAUCUUGCGAAUUAGUGCCUUUGGAUUGCGAGGGUGCAGUGUGUCCGCCGUUGGCUCGAUGCGCGCCGUCCCUGCGGUGCCCGGACAGCACCACGCCGCUUGGAGCGCCGGACGGCUCAGGAUCAUUGAUAUGCGGACCUAACGCUGCGGCUUGUCCAUCCACACACGCUUGCAGAUUCGCCCCGCACGACUCUGGACCAAAUGUUUGCUGCCCCAAGCCUCGUACCGUCUGCUUCGAGAGCAAAGACGAGGGUAAUUGCACGGAGGGACAAGUGUUGAACACGACAAGAUGGCACUUCAAUCACGAGCGGAACAGAUGCGAGAGGUUCCGCUACCACGGAUGCAGCGGAAACCACAACAAUUUCAGGACCAAGGACGAAUGCAACGCCGUAUGUCCCGUCGAAGGACAAUCCUCAAAAAUAACGAGAGUUCAGAAACCGAAGGAAGACGCCGGACAAGUACUUAGUCCAUGCGAAAGACUGCGAGAGAAAAACGAAGCGGCAGCACUGAAGUACGGAAAGGGCACCUUCAUACCGGUUUGUGACGCCAGUGGCGCUUGGGAGCCAGUGCAGUGCAUGUCGCAUAUCGAUGUGUGUUGGUGCGUGAGCGCCCGCGGUGAGCCAUUAAAAGGCUCUCUGGUACGAGGAUCCAAGCCUUCCUGCAACUUCCGGCAGGCCCGUAAAUGGAUACAAAAAGACCCUUUCGAUGAGAAAGCCAAAGCUGAUGAAGUUCUAGAAGAGCUUAUAAGACAAAUGACCGCUUAUCGAGUUGAUGAAUUUGAAGAAGACGAUGCAGAUUUAGAUGAAGACUUAGCAGAAGCGAGGAGCACAGCGGAUUUUGUCGACAAAGAAGCACAAAACGAAGAAGCCAUACUCGUAUCUGAAUUUGUUGAGCCCAAACAGGCUUUAACCACCAGGAAAAUGGAUAGGCCACUAGUACUGGAGGAAAAGAUUUCAUUUAAAACGAAAUGUCAGAUGUUACAAGCAGAGAUUGAUAAUGGAUCGGAAGGGUAUCGUCCCCGCUGCCUGUCGGACGGCUCGUUCUCUCCGCGCCAGUGCGUCCGCGGCAGGUGCUGGUGCGUGGACGCCGCCGGAGAGAGGAGACACCACGCCGGUCCAGUGCCUGAUCUUCCCGCCCCUGAUCCUUGUGAACGAACGCAAAUAGAAUCCGCUAAGCUCGAACUGAAGCUGAUAGGCGUUGACGAUUCAGUAGCUCAGCGCUCGUCGGGUGUACUGGCCGUAAAGUUGGCCGCGCUCGGCGCCCGCGUGCCCGUCUCCGUCACCAAGGACAGGGGGGCGACCCGGCUACGCGUGUCCCUGUAUGGACCCAAGUCUGUCGACCGAGUCUAUUAUAUCGAGAACCUGGUUCAACAAGAAAAGCUAUCCAAUAGCGAUUCUGAAGAUUCACUGAGAGCGGACGUUGUCAGUGCGGAGUACACAUUGUCCUUGCCGACACCCGCCUUACAACAAAGAGAAAUACUUAGUGAAUCUACAGUGUCAGCGGCAACAUCGUAUCACACAGCGCUAAUAGUCCUCGCAGCAACCUCAGCGUUCAUCAUCAGCAUCCUCUGUGUACUCGUGAUGUUAUACCGAGCGAGACUACAGAGAGAGCCUCAUAAAGCCGAGAGAUUCCUUCCACCAGCUCCGCCAGUAUAUGUGCUCUCCGCUGACGAGAAAGCUGAACUUGCGAGGGUCUUGCACGCUCCACCACCCCCGAUCCCGCCACAGAGUGACGAUUCGAAAGUAUAAUGAAACAACAGCGAAAUCUUUGCGUGAAUUAGAAACUGUUAAAAAAACAGGUGUGAGAUUUUUAUUUCGUAAAUAAAAAAAUUGUGCGCGUGCAGCUUGGUGCAUGUGAAAUAAGUGAAACUUCCUUAUGCGGUGUGUAGUAUUGUGGUUUUCUUCAUUUUUCAUCCUUAAAUAAAAUUUGUCUUGUAAUAGGGAAUACAACAUUCCCUAUUACAAGAGAUCUAGCUCGCUUUGUCGUUUCCCUCUUUCCACGGUAGAGUAGUUCGCGAAACGCUCUGUCUAUUUUCUCACUCUCACUCUUCCUAAAUUGUAUCUCUUCUCUCUAGCCGUAACGAAUCUGUCGCGAGUUAAAUUUUACUCUAAGCUCGCUUAAAGAAGUUUCACUUCAAAAUCUGUAGCAAUUUGUCAAAAGCGUACUGCAUGUGUACAACAGGAUCCUUGUCAUUUACCCUGUUUGAAAAUUCACGCAAAUUGAUGUUAAUAUUCUAUAUCUUUCACAAUCUUUCGUUUAAGCUACUUACCUACACGAAAUUGUAAAUUUAGUCAAACAUACAAAAAGUGAUUCUAGGGUCCAAUUAAAAUUGCCUAGAGUUUUAGUAUGGCGAUAUUAAACUAUCUUUAAAAGACAAAAAUAACUAAAAUGACAAUCUUUUUUAAUCUAAAUUGUUGGGAAACAGUUCAAGCAUGGCAACACAAAACUUACGACUUUACAGUAGUGUUGCCACACAUCACAUUACUCGAACAUUGGUAAAUAAAUUUAGACAUUGUCAUUGUUUGUUCAUAGUUAAUUUGAAAUACAAUUCAUUUUAUGUCCAACCCACACACAUAGAUUGGCCUUUAUGACUGUGAUAGCCAUAUUUCAUUCAUAUUAAAUGCUAGAGGAUACCUUAAAAUGGUAAUGGUCAACAGACGACUUCCUUUAAUAACAUCAACAAUAAAUCAAUUAGCCAGAGAUAAAUACGGCCGUUAUCGGAAUUACACGGAAAUAAAAAGCAAACUUAGAUUGAAAAGUCAAAAUAAAAUAAUUUUCCGUGCACGGUUAUAACCUUAUAACCACGGUUAUAACUUUUACAACCUGAUGUUCGGGUUUACGCCUCCUAUUGCAAUAUUGGCUAUCGAAACAAAAAAUUCUUGCGUUGAAAAUUCGUCUAUUUAAAGCACUAUUAUAUACAAGACUUUCAAUUCAUCAAACCGUCCGAAUUACAUUAAAGUUCUACAAAAAAACUAAGUUUAGUUCGCAAUACGUACACCUAACUUAGACACACAGACAGAUAAUUUUCAGACGCCAACAAUCAUUAAAACGCCGACUCUAAUUGAAUCCAAAGAGAAAUACAUAAAAGCAUUUUUUUUCUUUCUUUCUCAUAAAAUAACUUAAGUUUCGUAAGUGUAAGUACUCAUAGGGAAGUGCAGAAGCGAGGGUGGACUGUUUACAUGUGCUCUCUCUUUUACGCUCCCCUAAGUUCCUUUCGUUGGGUCUCGCUCUUUCAUUCUAUUCCAAACGUUAUGUUCCACUGAGCCUUUUCCAAAAGAACGUGGCUCGACGUAGAACUAAUCUAGUCUAUUUUUCAUUCAUAAUUUAAAAAAAUAAACUCAUAUCAUCACAAAUAAGCUUCCAUUCAUUAUAUUUGUUGUUAAUAAAUAAAACGUACGUAAAAUUCUAAAUAAAUUUAGAAAAAUAUUAGGUUUAUUGUAUGCAUUAAAUAGAGGUAAUUAAUUCUGAAGGGACACAUUUUCAUUUGUUAGAUCCAAAAAAAUCUAGACUAUAGUAUAUUCAAUGUAUAGUGUGUGCUUUCAGAAUUAUUUUAUACCUUGAAUAUUUAUGGUAUACUCACUAAUAUCUCUAUAUUAAAUUUUCUCUUGAAAUGAUCGAUCGAAAGAAAAUAGUAGUUUAAGAAUAUAAAUUUAUAUCUAAUCAUGUAUUAUCGAAAAUUGGAUAAAUCGUUUUAUGUAUUAAG